Hylaeus volcanicus is the source of this 2758-nucleotide messenger RNA. RefSeq lists its product as uncharacterized. The transcript has 21 exons. The record is from RefSeq and is a predicted model, not a curated record. NCBI's taxonomy places the organism in Eukaryota, Metazoa, Arthropoda, Insecta, Hymenoptera, Colletidae. The coding region runs from base 628 to 2655 and encodes 675 amino acids.
CGUAAUUAGGAUAAAACAAAAGUACAGUGAUCAAUAUGUUUAAUUUUUUUUUUCAUCAUGAUAUCCGUUUAGAAUAGAUAUGAACAACGUGAGCUGAGUAGAAAACUAUGUAAUGAUUUUUAAAUGUUGCAAAGGCUAAAAUGCGACAAACGUUAAAAUGGUGCAAAUGCUGGUUUUCUUUUGGUUAUUUUACCUUCAAAACAUCCUUUAAAAAAAUUGAAAACAACAGUAGUGUCAUAAUUUUUUUUUGAAAAAAGCAAGCCUACUUUCUAUAAUUGUUACUGACAUUUAGAAAAAUGUUGUAUAGAUUCUUUUUAUAUUAAAAUAAAAUAGCUAUUUUAUAACGCUAAGGAAUGAGGAAAUAAAUAACACUCCACAAAAAAAAGAAUUCAGCACUAGUAGUAGGUUAUCCUGCUGGAACAAAAAAUCCAGGUGAGCAUUGCAACCAAUUUCUUUAUAACAUUGAGAUAAAAAGUGAGUAAGUUGAGUCAUCAUCUUUUCAACUGCAACAAUUUGUGGAUAAGAAAGUUAGACCACUAUAAGAAACUAUGAAAGAUGUGUGGGAGCUAUUAAGAGAUGCUGUGAAUGACUUAAACCAUACGUUAUCAGUUAUCUCUCAAGAUAGUGAUGACUACGAUGGUGAUGGUAGCUUUUAUGAGGAAGAUCCUGACAAGAAUGCAAGGCGAGGUAAAACUACUCACGAAUCCAACGCUUCAACGGAAUGGGUUUGAAGAACCAUUAAAACCAACGACAACCGCUUCUGCUUUCCCUUUGGAAAAUUCAACAAGAGAACUUGGUUUAUAUGAACAAAAGGUCAACGCUUUGUUUCAAUCGGCAAUGAAUUCUGCGAAAUCUGAAGAGUAUAUAAAUCUAUUGAGAUUUAUUCAAAACCUUUAUCGAUUUAACAAAACAGAUGGAAAAGCGCAAAUAAUGUAUCCAACAGAAACAUGUGAAAAAAAUGUCAACCCAGAAAUACCCUUCGAUAGAUUCGGAAGAACACAGCCGGCAGUGCAAGCUAUGACCACUGCGGAAUUUCGUACUCACUCAAUGACAAUUAAAUUCGCGAUUUCGGAAAAACAAGAUGUCUUAAUUUAUAGCGCUGGGCUUAUUUUUAGAGGGCAAAUGUCAAACAAGUCGUCGUUCGAUAUGCAUCAAUGCCCAUUACGCAACAGCUCCACCCGUAAUAUCAAUACUACUGUUGAUUCGAAAGAAACGAUUUGUUGCGAAGAAAACCAAAGUAUGUUUGAUCUUGGGAAAAAACCCAUUCCGGCUACAAUCGUCACUGAAAAGGAAAAAAUUAAUUCAUUACGCAACCGUUUGGGUAAGCAAGAUAAUAAUGCUACAUUAAAUAAUUUUAAUUUCAGGGAUAAUACAUGUACACAAGAAACAAAUAGGAGACGUUCUAUUGCUACAUCUACGAUGGACUCUUCGUGUCAGUCUUUAAAUAACGAAUAUUACCGCACAGUUGAAACGAUUACAACGUGUGAUUUUGUAGUGCUUGCGCCUGGUAAAAAACUGCAGUUAAAAAAUAUCUUUCAGUUGUAUAUUCACUGCAUUCUUAAUCAAAUGAAAGAUGCCACCACCAAGGAUGUGCAGGUCUCUAAUAAAACUCAAUACGUAGUUGUACGAAACGCUUUAACCGAAAUAAUUCCAAAACGAACAACGAAUUUGUUUGACAUUGAAAAAAAUUACGGUAAACUCCAAAAUUCAGAGUGUACGGAAUUGGUUCAAAUGAAAAAAGACAACGAGGAUUUAGAAGAACAACUUGAUGUUUGUUUCCUGUCACUACAACAAUUACAAAAAGAAAACGGAGAUAUACGUAGUCAGCUAAAGGAAGCACAAAAGAAUAUUGAGAUAUGUAAUGAUUUAAAACAACAAAAUACGCUUUUACAAAUAGAUCUUGAUGAAACAAAAAAGAAAGUAACCUACAUGGAUUCUCAAGAGACGUCUUUAAAAACAUUGAGGAAUAAAGUAGAAUUAUUAAAAAACGAGCUAGACAAUUCUCGUAUGGUUGCAGAAAAAAUGAAUCAACUGUUGGAUGAUAUUAAUAAAGAUCAAGACGCAACGGUAACAAACCUCAAAAAACUCUGGAUGCGAGCAUGUGACGAUUCGGAAAGAUUACAAGCGCAAGUGAACACUCUUCAAAAUGAUUUAGCCAAUUAUCAUUGUCUUAAAAGUGAUUACGAUAAUUUGAAAGUAUUACAAGAAUCGCUUCAAAAAGAAGUUUUGAAUAAAAAUUGCACAAUUUCAGAAUUAACAGAAUCUUUAAAAUCAUUGCUAGACCGAGUGCAAAGCCUAGUUGAGAAGGAGUUUUAUAUGAUAGAUAAGCGCAGUCUACAUGAAAACCUACAGGCCUUUUUAGCGUUUCUAAGAUCACAGGGGGUAAUAAAUAUAUUAGGACGUUCUAGAGACUUUAUGUGCUAUGUUUUGUGCCAACUCUGUGGCUUAAGGGAAGGUGAAAUAUUCUUAUUUUUCGGCAUCAACGACUCUGUGCGUUCCCUUGUUGAGGAAGCUCGACUCAAAAUUCAUAACAAAUCGACUGGAAAAACUCUGUCGGCUGAAGAAGAAUUGCUGCAAGGCCUUCAAAUAAAAAAUAUUUCGCGUUUAGGAAUUUCAGAUAUGUUCAUUGAAUUUCUUCAAGAUGAAAUUGGCUAAAGCAUAUCUUGUACUUAUAAUAUAUUAUUUAAAAGAAAAACUUAUAAAAAGAAUAUAAACAAUCAUUUUCAUAACAUGUUGUAAUUUAUUUUUCUAAAAUCAA